Molecule: messenger RNA, 1046 nt
Organism: Chiloscyllium plagiosum (whitespotted bambooshark)
Lineage: Eukaryota; Metazoa; Chordata; Chondrichthyes; Orectolobiformes; Hemiscylliidae
Product: THAP domain-containing protein 1-like
Source: RefSeq, a predicted model, not a curated record
UCUCAGGUGGAUAGCGGGAACGGGUGUGAGGACAUGGUGCUUUCCUGUUCGGCUUACGGCUGUAAGAAUCGGUAUGAUAAGGAUCGGGGAGUUUCUUUCCAUAGGUUUCCCCUGAAACGUCCAGAGCUCUGCAAGAAGUGGCUGGCUGCAGUAAGGAGACGUAAUUUUACACCCACCAAAAACAGUAAUCUUUGCUCAGAACAUUUUACAUUGGACUGCUUUAGGAAGAACUGUAACAACAAAAUAUUGGAAGAAAAUGCUGUGCCAUCCAUAUUCUGCUUUACCCGACCAAAUCAACAGUCAAAGAAAUUAGAAAUACCAGUAACAAGUGACCAACCUAAUGCAGAAGAAAUAUCAGAGGACACCGCGCUGAAACAAGCACAUGGUUUGCUAACUGUUUAUGAUCACAGCUACAGUGUUGGUGAUGCAUGUUUGCAAAAGAAAAAGAUUCAGAAAUUGGAAGAACAGAAUGAGAAGCUGAAGAAGAAACUGAAAUUCUUGCAGCAGAAAUCACGCCGCCAAGAGCAACGAUUACAGAAAAUGAAGAAGUUAUUACAGCAACUUAAUCCACAAGAGAUACUACCACAUCAGAGAUGUGUGUUGUUACAUGAUACUUUGUAUGAAGUGAUUAAAGUUUAACGUUUAUUGGUGCCACAUUUAUUAAAUGGCAGAUAAUCAUGUUUCCACACUCCCUAGCAUUAAGUAAAGGAGAUAAUGAGCAAAAUACCUCAACGGUCACUGCUAGGGCUUUCGUUUACAUUGUAUAUAAAUUAUUUUAAAUAACAGCUGAAUAAAUUUUCUGAUUAUAGGCUUGGAGGACAGCAAACAAGAGACCAUCUGCAAUGAUAGAAGAAUGUGACAGAGCACUUAAGUUUAGAAGAGCCAAAAAUAGUGAUGGAAUUGAAUAAAUGGACUGACCAGUGAGAUUACAAAGUGAACAAUAGUCAAACAUGACAAAUCAAGGAUACUGAUAGAGUUGUAGAGAUGUACAGUAUGGAAACAGACCCUUUGGUCCAACUCGUCCACGCCGACCAGAUAUCCCAACC